Molecule: messenger RNA, 621 nt
Organism: Candidula unifasciata
Lineage: Eukaryota; Metazoa; Mollusca; Gastropoda; Stylommatophora; Geomitridae
Source: the annotation of a GenBank genome assembly
AUGAGAAUUUUCAUGGAUUUCAAGCCUGGUUCAAGUCUAUGUCAGUUUUUCCAGGCUGUAUUUAAAUUCAAAACUGAAUUAGGAUGGCGCCGUUUUGAUUUUCAGUCACCGUCUCGGAUGGACCGCAAUAUAGAAAUGUUUCUACAGGCGGAGAAAGCACUGAUUCAGUCCAAACACCUGGUCUUGCCUCAUAUUUACAUCCGGCCUGACGUGGACAAGCUUCUGGUGCCCAAGCUGCGGGACAUCAUCAAACGGCACCAAGGAGUAUUGGUGGAUGACCCUGAAGCUGCUACACACGUUGUGUACACAAUACCACAGAACCCUCCCUCUCAGGAAGAAGAGUACUUCAGACCUACCUUCCGCCGAGAUCGCAGCUAUGGGAUCCACUGGUGGUAUUACCCUGAUAGCUACGAUUCCUGGGUCAGUGAUGUCAACAUUGAUUACGACAUGGAACACAGUCAGCCUCCGGAAGUUUGGGAGGUCAGCGCCAGGUGGCUACUUGAUCUGGAGGAGUUCAACGAGUGGAUGAAUGAAGAGGACUAUCUGAUAGAGGAUGAAUUCAGUAAUGGUGAAGGAAAGAAACCCAAGAAGGCUGGCAAAGUCCGUCUGACAGUUGAUGAU